AUGGUCAAAGUUCGGAAAGGUUCUAAACCACCACCAGAUGGAUGGGAUUUAAUUGAACCAACAUUGGAUGAAUUAGAAGCUAAAAUGCGUGAAGCAGAAUUAGCACCACAUGAAGGUAAACGUAAAGUUGAAACUUUAUGGCCAAUAUUUAAAAUUCAUCAUCAAAAAUCACGUUAUGUUUAUGAUCUCUAUUAUAAACGUAAAACAAUAAGUAAAGAAUUAUAUGAUUAUUGUCUUAAACAAUCAAUUGGAGAUAAAAAUUUAAUUGGUAAGUUAUAGAUUUUAAUAGAAAUUCGAUUAGAACUUUGUUUUUUUUCUUUUUAGCACAAUG
This is a messenger RNA of Rotaria sordida, 331 nucleotides long. NCBI's taxonomy places the organism in Eukaryota, Metazoa, Rotifera, Eurotatoria, Philodinida, Philodinidae. The record is from the annotation of a GenBank genome assembly.